AUGAGCGAAUUCGAGCAUUUACGGGUCUUGUUGAACUACGUCCAACGAGUUGGCAACUCUCCCGGCUCUAUUAAUCUUAUUGACGCCGCUGUCCCUUCAGACCCAACCCAACCGCCUCUCUCUACUCCUCUAGCCUACACCUCGUUGCAACCUGCAUCGUUAACGUUGCCAACACCGAGCACCUCAAGUCCGCAACCCAGAUAUCAUCCGUAUAGCGCCAGAUCCCCGCGAAACAUGUCGAGCAACAUCAUCAACGCACACGACGACGAAGACAUGGAAGCGGAUCUGCUGCCCGGCAAUGGUGGGGUGGAUGUGAAUGGUGUUCGACAUUUUUGCGUUGUUUGUGGCGACGAGAGCGAUGGUCUACACUUUGGACAAUACACUUGUCGAGCCUGUAGGUUUGUUUUGGAGCUGCCGAAAAAUUGGGGGCAUUUUGUUGGGUGGAAAAUUUUUUAUAGAGCUUUUUAUAUUACACUAGGCCUAAUGAGGCCUAUUUUUUAUUUUUUUCAUAAAAUGAUAAUACUUUGCUGCACCUGCAAAAACAUGAAUAUAUCAUGUCUUUGAUAUAUUUUAAGAGGCUGUAAAAGCAAAAUCUAUUGAAAAAAUUUGAUCAGCUAGUCAUGUAUGAGCUCUAAUUUAACUUGUAUUUUAGGCGCCGCAUUCUUCCGUCGGACCGUUUCGCUUCGUCUGGAGUACACCUGCAAGCACAAUAACAUGUGUGAAAUCGAAAAAAGUAAGUCAUGCUUCAACCAGCACUACAUUUUUACAACAAAACCCCUAAUUAUACGGCAUAAAGACUAAUUUUCCCGUAUAUAUUGUGCCCUUUGUAUUAAAAUACAAUUCCGAGAACAUUUUGGCCAAGAUUUUGCCAAAUAAAAUUUCUUUUCCCUCGAGGCACACAAAACAUACCUCAACGAGCGGGGUUUUUUUUAUUGCUCUAUAGCACUCGCGUCGACUAAUCACGGGUCUUUUCAGAUGCACGCAACAUGUGCCGUUCAUGCCGCUUCCAAAAGUGCCUCAACAAGGGAAUGCAAACUUCAGGUAAUUUCACACCGUGUUCAAUUGUUUCUCACUUAUUUUUGGAGCACCCGUGGGUCUUGACUUUCGAUUCGAAACCACAGGUUUUGUAGUGUGAGAGAGGGAAUAUGAAAUUUUUGGGGUUUAAUGGUCUUAUCGCAACACAAAAUUCCCUUUGGUCUCGCGGGUUUUCCAGCGGAUUAAGGAGGAGGAAUAUGAAGAAUUGAAAAUAUGAUGACCUCAUUCCUGUUUACAGUCAUUAUUUUUGUCAUCAAACGUCUGGCCAACGUCGCUCGGAAAGUGGGGGCGUCUGCACUGUGCGUAGCCUCGAAAAACGUCGUUUUUGAGACGGAAAAAUCAACGUUUUGAAUAAGCCUUUGAAUAUAGGAUCAUUGAACUUUGCUGAGUGAAAUUUUACACUCCAAAUUUUGGAGUUCUUCGCACAGUGCGGAUGAAAAACGAAAAAGAGGGAAUUUGCACUGUGCGGCGGACAAAAAAAGUGGUUUUUUUGGAAAAAGGGUGGAGUCAAGGCCAAGUCGUUAAUUUUUUGAGGCCACUAUAGUACAUAGAAGGCUUUGUUGUGGGCUAGAGAAUGGUCUUGGCCAAAUUUAUUUUUUAUGGCCAAUUUUCGGAUAUUUUGAAUUUUUGAAAUUUCUCAGAAUUUGACAAUUUUGCCUCGGGCAAAAUAGCGAAAAAAUAGAAGAUUAUGAUAUUACACACUAUGUGGGAUAGUAUUUUGCUGAUUUUUAUAAGAUUUGCCAACAUUUCUUGUCAUCCUUUUAUAUUCUCCAUGCUUCAGCCGUGCAACACGCGCGCGACGGAAUCGGCAAGCGUCGAGAGCCGCAGAAGCGCCCGAAAGAGUCGUUCAGCGACUCCACCGCCUCCCAGCCCACCCCACAGCAGACGGUCAUCGACAACUCGCCCACCACGUCGUCCAUCACGAACGGCUCGCUGAGCUUCGCUUCGACGCCCACUUCCACGGACGGCAACAAGUACUCGCUGGCCUACCAGCCCACCAACAGUGUCACCGGGCUGGCGAAUGCGCUGUAUCAGCAGUACAAUCAGGAGAGCGGCGGGUAUGGGGUGGCGAACACCGACCAGCAGGCCACAAUUUUGCAGCUGGGACAGGGGCUGAAUGUGGAGCAAAGCCCGGUCCCGUACGUCAUGAACAGCUUCGCCAAUGUGGUAAGUGGAUUGGAGAUUUGUUCUAGAGGGGUUACAGUAAUUUUUGAUAGCUUUACAGUCAUCAAAAUAGAUUUUUUUGACGAGAUUUUAGCUUUUUCCUAAAAUUCUAUCAUAUUUUACCCCAAAAUUGAUGAUUUUUCAUUAAAUUUCAUCGAUUUUUAAGCAAAUCUUACUGUAUAAAUCUCUGAAAAUUACUGUAAAGUUAUCUCAAUUCUAUAGCAAAAAAUUUUCCCCCCAAAAUAAUCAACUUUACUAUCAAAAUUUACCUUGGUUGCCCAUUAGGUAUUUGCAAAAAUUUACUUCCAAACAUUCCUCUCACUAAUGGCCAUAAUACUGUUCUAUGUUGCCCUAGCGACCCAAACACCCCUCUAGUUGAUGUCAGACUACAAUGAACUCCCUUCCCUUUACAUCAUUCCUAUUGACAACCGACGAUUACGCAAUAAUAUUUAGUGAACUUCAGCAAGUUUUCGGUAGUGUAGUUUGUUGUCGGCGUUGGAAAGGGUGAUUUAGAGGAAAUUGGGUGGUAAGCGGUGAUUUUAAAAGGGAACUGACUGUAUUUUGGGUUCAAAAUGACAUGGAUAAUAUAAUUUUUGAGCUAAAAUUGGAAAAUAAUGUGGUUUUAUGGCGGAAAAAGGGAGUUUAGGCUUGGAAAAAAUCUAGAACAAGAUUUUUCAAAUUAUAUCCAAGAUUUUCAGCUCAAUAUUUCUCGAAAAAAUUAGAUUUUUUUUGAAAAAAAAUAAAAAAAAAAAAUAUUUUUUGAUCUCAAAUUAAAAAAAUCAUAAUUCAUAACAUAGAAGAAACCUAUCUUCUCAAAAAAUAAUUUUUUCCCAUCGAAAUUGCCGGAGAUAUGCCCAAAACAAAAUUUUUCUCUGACCUUUCUCUGACCGACUCUCCUCAUUUUGCGUGCUCUCUCCGAAAAAUAUCGUUGAAUAUCUCGGCUGCGGGAAGAAAGGGAGAGCUAAUAUUUUCAGGGAUAAAUAUAGAGGUCAUAUAGAUUAUAUAUAGCAAAUUUGAAGGAGAUUAGUAUAGGAUGCCCUAAGGAUAAAUUUAAGAAAAAAUUUUUUUUACUCAAAAAAAUCAUAAAAAUCUUGAUUAAACUUUUUUUUACUGCUGAUAUUUUAUAUGGCCAUAUUUUUUUUUCUUAUUUUUACUCAAAAAAUUUCAUAUAAAAAAUUUCAAUUUUUUCAGAAUCUCCAACAACUGACUCAAGCGGCCGCCCGAACGGCGUUCGCGCAGCCACGCGAAGCGGACAUGAAGCUGCUGAACCGCAUGCUGGAGGGCUACCAGCACUUCCGGAGUCUGCGCAAAGCCUCCUACACGCUGAUCGACGAAACGCCGCGCCUUCAGAAGAAUGUGAGUGUAAAACCGUUCGAUUUUCGCGGAUAUUUCACGGUAAAUACGGCAAGUGGCGCCGAGAUUGCGGUAAUUUCGGCUCCUCAAUUUACCCACAUGUCGCUUGCCAGUUGAUUGUUCAAAUUUCCCCCAAAAUUUUUUGUUUUAUUGAGCUUAAUGUACCAAAAUUUCAGGGCGAUCUUUCGCAGAGCAACUACGACACCAGCAAGAAGCACUGCAAGAUCGAAGCCAGCCUGUUGAUGGACACAGUGGAGAAGUUCUAUCUGCCGUUCGGCACCCUCUCCAAGGAGGAUCAAAACGCCCUCUUCGACAACUUUUUCUGCAACUUUACGAAUGCCGAGCGCUCCUUCCGCUCGUACAAAUUGUUCCCGGCGGGCGAUGACCGUUUGAUCAUGCCGGACGGGGGAUAUGUGAGGCUGAAGGAGCUCACCACGUUCUAUGAGAACAGCAGCAGCAUUAGAGGGGACCCCUCGCAAUUGGCGGGGUAAGAAUUUUUUGUUUUUUAUAUUUUUUAUAUAAUAGUUAUGGGCUUCAAGUACCCCAAAUGCGACACUUAGAUUUUGAUGAAACUAGCUAGUCACAAAUUUAGAAUAUUUUUUUGAUAAAAUAUAUCCGAGAAUCCUAGCUCGCGCUUUGCAGAAACAACCGAGGUUUUUAGAUCAGAAGUCGGCGAAAAUUUGACGAUUUUUGCCGAAUUUUGGCUCGAAAAGUUUCAUGCCGGUUUCUACCGUAAAGGAUAAUGUUUCUACAAAAAAUCAAAUUUUGCCGCACGAAACCGCCAAAGUUAUGGCCAAAAAAUGUUCUUCUCUCUGACCGCUCUCCGCGUUUAGCCUACGCUCUCGGCAGCAAAGAUCGUUCAAUAUCUCGGCGGCUAGUUAGGUCAAUUGUGGGCCCGGGAAAUUUUUCUAGCGAAACUAGCAAAGUUAUGGCCAAGAGUUAUUUUUCUCUCGGACCGCUCUCCGCGUUUAGCGUACUCUCUCGGCGGCAAACGUUGUUCAAUAUUUCGGCGGCGCUUGCAAAGCGCGAGCUAAAACUUUCAGGAAUUGAUAUUUAGUUCAUGACCGACGUGUGUGCAAAAUUAAAGGAAAAUCUGAGUGUCGCACUUGGGGUAGUUUUCUUGUCAAAGGGGGCUCAAAAUGAGACAAAAAUAAUCUUUUGUCACUCCUGUUUCAACUUCAUUCUAGAAGGGCUUAUUUUAGAGCUCAUUUUAAGCAUGAUGACAAUUUUUUUUCAAAUAAAAAAUAAAUAUUUUUCUUUCAGAAUCUUCGAAAACGCCAUGAGCUACAUUGUGAACAUAGUCAUCAACCGUAUGCGAAACUUGGGCAUCAACGAAAUGGAGCUGAUCGCGUUGAGUGGAAUUAUGUUGUGGAAAGACAGUAAGUUUUAAAUACGAUGAGAGUUCAAGUUUUUUGUAACGUCUAAGUUUUAUUUUUUUUAAAAAAAAAUUAGAUUUUUUUUUUUUUUUUUUUUUUUUUUGAGAACUUCCUUUCAAGUUUUCUCCCUAAAUCUCAUCUCCCCCACCUUUUCAGCCGUCCGAGACCUCUCUCCGCAAGCGAUCGCCAUCGUUCACAGCAGCCGCGAACAAAUCAUCCGCGAUCUGCACGCCUACUACAAGUCCAUCGGGGUCUACGACUGCGAUAUCACCAUCAAAGUCGCGAAUCUGAUGCUCAUGUUGCCGGAAAUUGAGCAUGUGGUCAAGUUGAUGCGCGAGAACUAUCAUUUGGCCUCGGUGUUCAACAUCAUUGACCCGCCCACCUGCGGGAAGACGAAAAUCCCCAACUGA
Bursaphelenchus xylophilus (pine wood nematode) is the source of this 5338-nucleotide messenger RNA. The record is from the annotation of a GenBank genome assembly. NCBI's taxonomy places the organism in Eukaryota, Metazoa, Nematoda, Chromadorea, Rhabditida, Aphelenchoididae.